This is a messenger RNA of Gracilinanus agilis (Agile Gracile Mouse Opossum), 2991 nucleotides long. RefSeq names its product transmembrane protein 67 (gene TMEM67). NCBI's taxonomy places the organism in Eukaryota, Metazoa, Chordata, Mammalia, Didelphimorphia, Didelphidae. Gene Ontology annotation, biological process: cilium assembly. The transcript is spliced from 28 exons. The record is from RefSeq and is a predicted model, not a curated record. Gene Ontology annotation, cellular component: MKS complex; ciliary transition zone. Bases 1 to 2991 code for a protein of 996 amino acids.
AUGGCGACAGCUGAGCUUGGGCCACGGGCCGAUAUGGCUGUUGGCUCGGCUCCGAGGCGUCCAGGAAUCCGGGUGGCCUUGUUGGUGCUCGUGGCUUUGGUGCUGCCGAGGUUCUCGGCGGCCCAGAGCUACUCGCUUCCUUUCCAGCGGCUGGAGUCGUGCAACCACCUCCAGUACUUUGAUAUAUCUUCCCUCUCCUGCGCCCACUGUGGAGCGAACCAGACGCAGGACCCUCGAGGUAUUUCAUGUGUAUGUCUUCCUGGAUUUAGGAUGGUUUCUAAUAAUGGUGGACCUGUUAUUUGUGAAAAGUGCCCAGAAAAUAUGAAAGGAGUUACUGAAGAUGGCUGGAAUUGUAUUUCUUGUCCCACUGGUCUCACUGCAGAAGGAAGAUGCAGAUGUCCUAGUGAUCAUAUUUUAGUGGAACGAGAUACUAAUGGAAAGUUGUUUUCUGAAGCAACUUGUACACUUUGUGAUGGAAGUGAAAACUCUUUCUCAGCAGCAGAUAUAUUUAGAAAUAGGUGUGUCAGAUGUGAACCAACAUUCAUCAAUACAACAAAGUCCUGUACAUGUUCAGAGCGAGCUAUUUUAACAGGUGGAUUAUGUUUCAGCAGUAUAGGGAAUUUUUUUCCACAAGCAGUUACAACUUGGCGUUAUGGACAGUUUGGUGCAUCACUUAAUUCUGAGUGGCUUUCAAAACAUUUGCAAUCAGUAGCAGCUGCUUGUUUGAUAUAUUCUAAUCUUACAUCUUGCCAAGCCCUUGGAAAUAUGUGUGUGAUGAAUAUGAAUUCUUGGAGCUCUGCUGCCAUUGAUGCAUGUCGUAUGUUUCGAUUUGUCUUUGAUAAUACUGCUGGACUGGGCACUGUUCAUUCUAUAUCAUUCUGGAGACAGAAUCUUCCAUGGUUGUUCUAUGGAGAUCAGCUAGGAUUAGCACCUCAGAUACUCAGAAAUACCCUGCUUUCUACAAAUUUCAGCUUUAAAGGUCAAAACCAGAAUACAAAACUGAAGUUUGUUGCAGCUUCUUAUGAUGUGAGAGGAAAUUUUCUCAAGUGGAGAACUUUGGAAGGAGGUCUUUUACAGCUUUGUCCAGACACGGUGUCCAGACUAGAUGCUGCUUAUGACUUUGGAACAACUUAUCAGCAAAAUUGUGAAAUUCCAGUCUCCAAGAUCUUAACUGACUUUCCAAGUCCAAUUUUUUAUGAUCUAUAUCUUGAGUAUACUAGUGAACAUCUUUGGGCUAUACCAAUAUUAAACCUAAAUCUUCGGCACAAUGAAAUCCCCGUGAACCAAGACAGCAGCUCUAACAAGUGGCUUCUGACUCGCCGCCUGUUCUUGGUGGAUACAUUAAGUGGACGAGAGAAUGACCUAGGGAAUAUACCAAGAGUAAUUCGAAUUGCCAGCAAAUUAACAAUGAGUAUUUGCCUUGUACCCAAUACUCAAAGUGGAAACAUUUAUCCCCCUCUAAUUACUGUUGCCUACCAGGAUGUUGAGAUCCAGAAUCCGGAUAGCCAGUCUGUGAUGGUUUCUUUCUCAGUCAAAUAUGAAAUGAACCAAGAAGAAGCACAUACCCAAACUAAUAUUGCAUUAGGUGUAUUGGGUGGGCUGGCAGUUUUAUGGUCUCUUUUAAAGACUGCAGGAUGGAAGAGACGCAUAGGAAGUCCUAUGAUUGACUUGCAGACCAUUAUGAAGUUCUUGGUGUACUAUGCUGGAGAUCUAGCGAAUGUUUUCUUUAUCAUCACUGUGGGAACAGGUCUUUAUUGGCUUAUUUUUUUCAAAGCACAGAAGGCUGUCUCUGUUUUGUUACCAGUGCUAGGUCAAGAAGAAAGCUUUGUCACGUAUGUGGGGUGUGCUUUUGCCUUAAAGGCUCUGCAGUUCUUGCACAAGCUUGUAUGCCAGGUUACUAUAGAUAUCUUUCUCAUUGACUGGGAGAGACCCAAAGGCAAAGUUCUUAAAGCUGUUGAAGCAGGUGAAGGUGGCCUACGAAGUGCUACCGUUCCUGUGAGCAUAUGGAGGACAUAUUUUGUAGCCAACGAGUGGAAUGAAAUUCAGACUGUGAGAAAAAUUAAUCCCCUCUUUCAAGUGCUUACUGUUCUCUUCUUUUUGGAGGUUGUUGGAUUCAAGAACUUGGCAUUAAUGGAUUCAUCCUCCAGUCUUUCAAGAAACACAAAUAGCUAUAUCGCAUCUUAUAGCCGCAUUUUGCGAUAUGCUGUGUCUACUGUCCUUUGGAUAGUUAUUGGCAUGAUACAGAUCAUGUUCUUUGCUGUCUUUUAUGAGAGAUUUGUAGAAGAUAAAAUACGACAGUUUGUUGAUUUGUGCUCCAUGAGCAAUAUCUCAGUAUUUCUCUUAUCACACAAAUGUUUUGGAUAUUAUAUCCAUGGUCGAUCUGUUCAUGGACAUGCAGAUACUGACAUGGAAGAAAUGAACACGAAUCUUAAGAGGGAGGCGGAAAAUUUGUGUAGCCAAAGAGGUUUGUUACCCAACACAGAUGGUCAGACCUUUCAGAUUUCCAUUUCUAACAAAACAAGACAACAUUAUGACAAAAUUCAUGAAACACUAAUAAGGAAAAAUGGCCCUCCUCGACUAUUAAGUUCAUCAGCAACUACUUUUGAACAAAGUAUUAAAGCUUACCAUGCCAUGAAUAAAUUCCUUGGCUCAUUCAUUGAUCACGUUCAUAAAGAAAUGGAUUACUUUGUGAAAGAUAAGUUGCUUUUUGAACGAAUUCUUGGUAUGGAGUUCAUGGAACCAGUGGAAAAAAGCAUCUUCUACAAUGAUGAAAAUUAUUCUUUCAGCAAUGUUCUCUAUUAUGGAAAUGAAGGUACUCUUCUUACCUUUGAUAUACUAUUUUUCUCUGUUGUGGAUCUGGCUUCUCAGGAUUUUGUUUUAGCAGCCUUUCUUACUUACUUACAACAGGAGGUUUUUAGAUUUCUCCGUUAUACAAUAGGAAGGAGGAAUUUGGCAUCUAAAACUUUGGUGGACCAAAGAUUUCUUAUUUAA